AUGCCUACAGAGACAGCGGUUCAGUAUUCAUUGCUGUCAAAAAAAGAAAAUGCACACGAAGACCCUAUAUACUGCUGUGCUUGGACAAAAAUUAAGCCGACUGGCGAUUCGCUGGAAAAAUCACAAGAUUAUAUAGUAUCAGGUGGAUUAGAUGGAAAUGUAAAGGUUUGGAGGGUGGCAUAUAAUAAACUUGAGUUACUAUAUAACUUGCAAGGGCACAGUAUGGCCAUUGUCUCAAUUGCUAUAAGCCCAGAUGGACAUACUUUAGCUACAACAUCCUUAGACUCAGUUUUGAUUAUAUGGGAACUAUCAUCUGGGUUUAAAGUUCAUGAAAUAGAAACAAGUGCAACAGACACUUGGAAUGUAGCAUUCUCCCCCGAUGGCAGUAAAAUAGUUACAGGUAGUCACACCGGCAAGCUUAUCAUGUAUGAUGUUGAAAAGAAGAAUGUUGUAAAAAGCCUUGAUACGAGGGGAAGUUUUGCUUUAUGUGUAGCAUGGAGUAAAGAUAGCAAAUACAUAGCAAGUGGUUCUGUAGAUGGCAGCAUUUGUAUUUUUGAUGUAGUUCAGGGGAAGCUGAUUCACACUAUUGAUGGCCACACAGAAACUAUUAGAUCUAUAGAGUUUUCUCACAAUAACCAACUUUUAUUGACCGCUUCAAAUGAUGGCUUUGCUAAAUUAUUUAAGGUUGCAAGUGGCGAUUUACAAUGCAGCUUGAAACUUGAAAAAUGGUUGCUAAGCGCGAAAUUCUCACUAGAUGGCACCCGUGUGGCUCUUGGUACAAGUGACGGCGAAGUUAUUAUUGCAACAGUGUCAGAUCUUAAAGUCCUACAUACUUUUCAAGAGCAUACAAGCAUGGUUUGCGGCGUACAGUUCAACGCAGAAAGCGAAAUGGUCGUGUCUGUCGCGAAGGACAGAACGAUAAAUAUAUAUGGAUGCCCGAAAUUAACUACUAAUAAAAAGUAA
This is a messenger RNA of Leptosia nina, 963 nucleotides long. The record is from the annotation of a GenBank genome assembly. NCBI's taxonomy places the organism in Eukaryota, Metazoa, Arthropoda, Insecta, Lepidoptera, Pieridae.